AUGCUCAAGGAGGCAGAGGAACUCAUUGAGAGUAUGCCAAUGACACGAGAUGUUGCUACUUGGGGUGCCUUACUAGGGGCGUGUAAGAAACAUGGGGACCACGAUAUGGGAGAGAGGAUAGGCAGAAAGCUCAUUGAGCUUGAUCCUGACCAUGAUGGGUUCCACGUAUUGUUGUCGAAUAUAUACGCUUCAAAAGGUAACUGGGAUGAUGUUCAUGAGAUUAGGGAAAUAAUGGUGCAACAUGAGGUGGUAAAGAUGCCAGGUUGUAGCAUGAUUGAAGCAAAUGGAAGAGUUCAUGAGUUUUUAGCAGGAGACAGCAAACACCCUCAAAUAGAGGAGAUUGAGAAGAAGCUAGAUGAAAUGGCUAAGAAACUGAAGAUGGAAGGUUAUGCACCAGAUACAAAUGAGGUUUCAUUUGACAUUGAUGAAGAAGAGAAGGAAACUACUCUUUUCAGACAUAGUGAGAAACUCGCUAUUGCCUUUGGGCUUAUCUAUACAAGUCCGCCAACACCAAUAAGAAUAAUAAAGAAUUUGCGAAAAUGCAAUGAUUGUCACAUGGCAGCAAAGUUCAUCUCGAAAGCUUUCAGUCGCGACAUUGUGCUGAGGGAUCGGCACCUGUUUCACCACUUUAAGCAAGGAUCUUGUUCUUGCAAGGAUUAUUGGUAG
This is a messenger RNA of Prunus avium (sweet cherry), 666 nucleotides long. The record is from RefSeq and is a predicted model, not a curated record. Lineage: Eukaryota; Viridiplantae; Streptophyta; Magnoliopsida; Rosales; Rosaceae.